AUGGGCUGCGGUCAAUCAGUCGAAGAAGAUGCCGCUGGCAAGGCUCGUAACCAGGAGAUUGAGGAGCAGCUGAAGCGUGAUCGUAUCAGCAUGAGGAAUGAGAUCAAGAUGUUGCUUCUUGGUGCGGGAGAGUCGGGCAAGUCGACAGUGCUCAAACAGAUGCGGUUGAUAUACAACAAACCCUACGACGCCGAAGAACGCGACUCCUUCCGAGAGAUCGUCUACUCCAACACGGUCCAAUCCAUGCGGGUCCUUCUGGACGGUGUCACCCUCAUGGGCAUCACCAUCCACCCUGCCAACGACGCGCGCUUCAAGUCCAUCAUGGAGGCGCCGGUACAAGUCGAGGGCGGGCAGAUGCCACCGAUGCUCGUGGAUGCUGUAGCGGGGCUGUGGCAGGAUCAGGGCGUCAGGGAAGCAUUCAACAGGCGGAAUGAGCUUCAAUUGAACGACUCGGCCCCCUACUACUUUGACGCCAUCAACCGGAUUGCGGCGUCCAACUAUAUGCCGACGGACCAGGAUAUCUUGCGUGCCCGAGUCAAGACGACGGGUAUCACCGAGACGCACUUCAAGAUUGGCGAGUUGACGUACAAGCUGUUUGAUGUUGGAGGUCAGCGGUCAGAACGUCGGAAAUGGUUGAACAUCUUCGACUCGGUCACAGCCUUGGUCUUCCUCAUCGCCAUAAGCGAAUACGACCAAAAGCUAUACGAAGACGAAACCGUCAACCGGAUGAGCGAAGCCAUGACCCUCUUCGAAUCAGUCGCCAACUCGCGAUGGUUCAUCAAGACCUCAAUCAUUCUCUUCCUCAACAAGAUCGAUCUCUUCCGCGCCAAACUCCCAUAUUCACCCUUGGCGGAUACGUUCCCCGAGUACAAGGGCGGCGGGAACUAUGAUGCCGCGUGCUCCUUCUUGCUGGAGAAGUUUGUGGGGCUCAACAAGAACCCGAGCAAGUCGAUCUAUGCGCACUACACCGACGCGACAGAUACGAGGGCAUUGUCGUUUGUCAUCUCGGCGGUGAACGACUUGCUGAUUCAAACGAACCUCCGGGAUUGUGGUCUGCUAUGA
Messenger RNA from Dioszegia hungarica, 1062 nucleotides. Its product is annotated as guanine nucleotide binding protein, alpha subunit. Gene Ontology annotation, cellular component: heterotrimeric G-protein complex. The transcript has 8 exons. Gene Ontology annotation, molecular function: GTP binding; G-protein beta/gamma-subunit complex binding; GTPase activity. Bases 1 to 1062 code for a protein of 353 amino acids. NCBI's taxonomy places the organism in Eukaryota, Fungi, Basidiomycota, Tremellomycetes, Tremellales, Bulleribasidiaceae. Gene Ontology annotation, biological process: G protein-coupled receptor signaling pathway. The record is from RefSeq and is a predicted model, not a curated record.